This is a messenger RNA of Microthlaspi erraticum, 1626 nucleotides long. The record is from the annotation of a GenBank genome assembly. Lineage: Eukaryota; Viridiplantae; Streptophyta; Magnoliopsida; Brassicales; Brassicaceae.
AUGGAUAUAUCCACUGCUCUAAUCAUUCUUUCAGCCAUUACGGCGUAUUUUUUAUGGCUCACAUUCAUAUCUCGUUGUCUUAAAGGUCCACGUGUCUGGCCCUUAUUGGGAAGUCUCCCUGGUCUAAUCGAGAACUGCGAGCGAAUGCACGAUUGGAUCUCCGACAACCUCCGAGCUUGCUCCGGUACUUACCAGACAUGCAUCUGCGCGAUUCCGUUUCUAGCUAAGAAACAAGGUCUCGUGACGGUCACGUGCGAUCCAAGAAACCUUGAGCACAUUCUCAAGAUUCGCUUUGAUAAUUACCCUAAAGGUCCGACGUGGCAAGCCGUUUUCCAUGAUCUUCUCGGUCAAGGGAUCUUUAAUUCUGAUGGUGACACGUGGCUUUUCCAGCGUAAGACCGCCGCUUUGGAGUUCACCACAAGGACUCUCCGUCAAGCCAUGGCUCGCUGGGUCAACCGAGCGAUCAAGCUUCGUUUUCUGCCUAUUCUAGAAACGGCUCGGCUCGGCUCUGAGCCGAUCGAUCUACAAGAUUUGCUUCUUCGGCUCACGUUUGAUAACAUUUGCGGCUUGACUUUUGGGAAAGAUCCGCGGACUUGUGCGGCGGGGCUUCCCGUGAACACGUUCGCGGUGGCUUUUGAUCGAGCCACGGAGGCUUCGCUGCAGCGGUUUAUAUUGCCGGAGAUAUUAUGGAAGUUCAAGAGAAUGCUCGGUCUCGGCUUAGAAGUCAGCUUGACUCGAAGCUUAGUCCAAGUGGACAAUUAUUUGUCGGAGAUUAUUAAGACACGUAAGCAAGAUUUAAUGACGCAGCAUAGUAACGAUGGGACCCAGCACGACGAUCUCUUAUCGCGGUUCAUCAAGAAGAAGGAAUCUUACUCCGACGAGGUCCUCCAGCGCGUGGCGCUCAACUUCAUCCUAGCUGGUCGUGACACGUCAUCCGUCGCGCUGAGCUGGUUUUUCUGGUUGAUUACGCAGCACCCAAUCAUAGAGGAUAAAAUCCUCCGAGAGAUCUGUACCGUCCUGAUCGAGACACGUGGCGAUGACAUGGCGUCGUGGACGGAUGAGCCGCUCUCGUGUGAGGAGCUUGAUCGAUUGGUUUAUCUCAAGGCGGCGUUAUCGGAGACGCUGAGGCUGUAUCCAUCGGUGCCGGAGGAUUCAAAGCGCGCCGUGAAGGACGAUGUCUUGCCGGACGGGACUUUUGUGCCGGCGGGGUCUUCGGUGACGUAUUCGAUUUACUCGGCGGGGAGAAUGAGAUCGACUUGGGGAGAUGAUUGUUUGGAAUUCAAACCAGAGAGAUGGAUAUCGCAAUCGGACGGUGGGAGAUUCAUCAAUCAUGAUCCGUUUAAAUUCGUGGCGUUCAAUGCCGGUCCUAGGAUCUGCUUGGGUAAGGAUCUGGCUUAUCUGCAAAUGAAGUCGAUUGCGGCGGCGGUGUUGCUCCGCCACAGUCUGACGGUGGUAACGGGGCAUAAGGUAGAGCAGAAGAUGUCGUUAACUCUAUUCAUGAAGUACGGUCUUCUGGUUAACGUCCACAGACGGGAUCUAACGGCGAUCGCGGCGGAUCUGCGGGUGAAGACAGAUUGUAAAUCUAACGCCGUCAGUGACGGGGUUGGUAACGGUGUUACAAGGUAG